Schizophyllum commune H4-8 is the source of this 260-nucleotide messenger RNA. RefSeq lists its product as uncharacterized. The annotation marks the transcript as partial. The record is from RefSeq and is a predicted model, not a curated record. The transcript has a single exon. Lineage: Eukaryota; Fungi; Basidiomycota; Agaricomycetes; Agaricales; Schizophyllaceae.
CUCUCACGGAUCAGCUGAAAUCUAGAAAGCGUGAAGAUGUACACCGGCACUCUAUCUGAAUCAGUGCAGCCCUCGGCGCAAAGCAUAAUAGACAGAGCCCAAUUGCGUGACCGUAUACCGUAUACGGCCGGUCCGGUCCCGUACCCGUACCGUCGCUCCCUCCUACCCUCCAUCAUACGGUACGGGUACGCUACGGAUGCGACCGUCGCGCCCCGUACCCGUAAUUCACGUACCCGUAAUACGGACGGUGCGCAUCCCUA